AUGCAACUUCUUCAUUUCGACGAGUCUGGAAGACCAGUCUUGACAGACUUCGCCGGAAAGACCAUCCCGCGUUAUGCAAUCUUGUCACACAGAUGGUGGGGAGACGCUGAUGAGGUCCAUUACCAUGAUAUACUGAACAACACCUAUGCAAGCAAGGAUGGCUUCCGCAAGCUCGAAUUUUGCGCCAAACAAGCCAGUCAGGAUCACCUUCAGUACUUUUGGAUCGACACAUGUUGCUUUGACAGAUAUAACAAUCUUGAACGCUCAAACGCGAAUGCUGUAAAAUGUUACGUAUUCCUUUCCGAUGUGUCAGUAGCUACGGCGGCAGACGCCCAGCAGCAAAAUACAUGGGAAGCACGUUUCCGGGCUAGCAAAUGGUUUACUCGAGCUUGGACACUUCAAGAGCUCAUCGCUCCAACUUCAGUUGAAUUUUUUUCUUCUGAAGGUCUGCGAUUGGGAGAUAAGAACUCCCUCUUGCCGUUACUACAAAGAGAAACCGGCAUUCCAUCAGAGGUUCUACAGGCAGAUCAGUCCGGUGCGAAGCUUAUUGACUUUCUAGAAAAGUUUAGUGUCUCAGAUCGAAUGUCGUGGGCCCGUACCCGCGAAGUGACCGAACCAGAAGACCACGCAUAUUGUCUUCUUGGAAUCCUUAACGUACAAAUACCUCUCGCAUAUGGCGAAGGAAAAGAGGAAGCAUUACGCAGACUUCUAGAUGAGGUUGAACAAUCGGAUACCACCCCAUCUAUCAUUCUUUUCUCCCGAAAUAAACGAUUUGUAGGGCGUCAGUCACAGCUUAAAGAGGUCGAAAAUAUCCUGUCUACUAGAGAGCAAACUACAAGAAUUGCGAUAACAGGAGAAGGGGGUACAGGCAAAUCACAGUUGGCGCUCGAGAUUGUGUAUAGUAUUAAAGAAAAGGAUAAGGCAUGCUCAGUCUUCUGGAUCGACGCUGGUAACAUCGAUAGUGUAUACUAA
Verruconis gallopava is the source of this 972-nucleotide messenger RNA. RefSeq lists its product as uncharacterized. NCBI's taxonomy places the organism in Eukaryota, Fungi, Ascomycota, Dothideomycetes, Venturiales, Sympoventuriaceae. The coding region runs from base 1 to 972 and encodes 323 amino acids. The record is from RefSeq and is a predicted model, not a curated record. The transcript is spliced from 2 exons.